This is a messenger RNA of Seminavis robusta, 414 nucleotides long. The record is from the annotation of a GenBank genome assembly. NCBI's taxonomy places the organism in Eukaryota, Bacillariophyta, Bacillariophyceae, Naviculales, Naviculaceae.
AUGGUGCGCAGCAAGAAGGUAAUGCGAUACUUGGCCAAGUGGGUUCCUACUACCUUUCUGGUUAACGAGAUGCAAUGGCGCUUCCCACAAGAUACAGAUUUUGUGCUUCGCUGGGUUGACCAGGCUUCAGACGACUCCUUUGAACGAGCACUGUUGGAACUACUCGCCAUGAAAAUGUCACCAUCCAAACGUCAGUGUCUUUUGGGCCCAGGCAGCUCAACUGACAUGCUUUACAGUAGAUUGCGAGAGCCUCGCUUCCCUGAUAGUGAAGGAUACUGGUGUCGAGGACACUACUACCUGGCUCUCAAACACCGUUGGUACAAUGAAACCCGGACAGGUCGGGCAGAAACACUGGAUGGGCUGUUUCAGCUGAUCUCGGCCAAUCCGCAAUGUUUUUGCAAUCUAUUGAAAUAG